Molecule: messenger RNA, 720 nt
Organism: Brettanomyces bruxellensis
Lineage: Eukaryota; Fungi; Ascomycota; Pichiomycetes; Pichiales; Pichiaceae
Exons: 1
Coding region: 1-720 (239 amino acids)
Molecular function (GO): NADH dehydrogenase activity
Source: RefSeq, a predicted model, not a curated record
AUGUCGACAAACUUGAUAAAAAGCAUGUUCACAAAAAGAGUAUCAUUGAAACCGCUAACACAAUAUAGGUAUGGUCAUAUUAUAGCCGUUCAUAGGGAUACUAAGUAUAACAAUUCUAAAAUUCCGUUUAAGUUUACUAAAAGCAACUUGGAACGUGCAAAGGCAAUUGUCGCUAAAUAUCCUUCGCAAUAUAAAAAAGCUGCUGUGAUGCCCCUUCUAGAUUUGGGACAAAGGCAGCUGGGCUUUACAUCGAUUUCAGUAAUGAAUUAUGUGGCAGAACUCUUGGAUAUGCCUCCAAUGAGGGUUUAUGAAGUGGCUUCAUUUUAUACGAUGUAUCACAGAAAACCUGUUGGAAAGUAUCAUGUUCAGGUUUGUAUGACUACGCCAUGUCAGCUUUGUGGUGCUAAUAAUCUCAUGGAUACCGUUGUUAGUUAUCUAGGCAUUAAACCAGGUCAGGUGACUUCAGAUGGGUUUUUCAGUUUGGAAGAAGUUGAAUGUUUAGGUGCUUGUGUGAAUGCACCAAUGAUGCAGAUUAAUGAUGAUUACUUUGAAGAUUUGGACUCCAAAGAAAAGGUUGUUAAAAUUUUGGAUGACCUAAAGUUGAAUAAGCACCCUACAAUUGGAACUACCAAGAGAGCUACCUGUGAGCCAUUUUCCGGACCAAAGGUUCUUAAAGGUGAGCCAUUAGAUGUCAGAAAUGUCACCAGAAAGGACAUAUGA